Molecule: messenger RNA, 1776 nt
Organism: Bradysia coprophila
Lineage: Eukaryota; Metazoa; Arthropoda; Insecta; Diptera; Sciaridae
Product: lysosomal acid glucosylceramidase-like
Biological process (GO): glucosylceramide catabolic process
Molecular function (GO): glucosylceramidase activity
Source: RefSeq, a predicted model, not a curated record
UACAUAUCGUGUACUUUUCUGGUUCUUGAAAGGAAAACGUGUGUACAAUUAACCUUUUUAAAAAUAAACGCCUUGCUCAGAUCUCAUUUACAUUUCAGUCGACAAUGUAUCGACAUAUUUUACUUUUGAUAUUUUCCGUAUCGGUAGCUGCUCUGGAUUUCGAAUUCCAGCAACGCUUACCGUGUAAGCCUUUACAAGUACAGCACGGACAAGUUUGCGUUAACCAGGCUAACUACUGCGAUACUUUAGAAGUUCCAAUUAAAAGGUCACGCAAUGAUUAUACUUUGGUGACAUCCUCACUAUCCGGCGAUCGAUUCAGCUAUAAAUACGGUAGAAUUAAACCAAGUCAUCAAGACAGCACCAGCGACACGUCCAUAGAAAUUGAUCGACAACAAAAAAAUGAUGGAUGCGAAUUUGUCGGCUGGGGAGGAGGUUUAUCCGGUGCAGUUUCAUAUGUGCUAGAUCGAUUACCGAGAAAUAUCCGCAGCUGUGUUUAUAGGAGUUACUUUUCGAGCUACUCUGGCAUAGGUUUAUCAAUGCUACGUCUGACUAUGGGUGGAACGAGUUUCGAUCUUGAGCCGUGGACCUACAGUGAAACGCCCGAACAUGAUGUAUCGCUGCCAACUUUUACGCAAUUGGAUCCAAGAGACGUGCAACGUAACCUUCAAGUCAAAGAAAUUCUAGAAGUAUCAGGGCGUCGCGACUUGAAAAUAUUAUCGGUUCCGUACUCAGCCCCACCAUGGAUGAAAAUGAACAACAAUUUCGUUGGAGGUGCGAACAGUCAAUUGAGACCAGAAUACAGUCAAGCAUGGGCCGAUUAUUAUGUCAAAUAUUUGUAUUACAUGCAAAAGGAUGGUAUCCGAAUCUGGGCAGUAACAAGUGGUGAUGAGCCUGUUGUUGCAUCGAUUGUGAGCGAAUUCGAAUUUAUGGGAUGGAAAGCGGCUGAUCACGCCAGGUGGAUAGCAGACUAUUUGGGUCCGACAAUAAGACGCUCUGCAUUUGAAAAGGUUAAAAUCUUUGUCUUCGACGAGAAUCGCGCAGAAAUUGUAAAAUAUAUGGAAGAAAUGGUAGCAAGCGCACCACACGUACUGAACUACACCGACGCUAUCGCUGUACACGGUCAUACUGAUUGGAAGUCAUCAUCAGCAUUACUAGACGCAACAAAACAAGCGUAUCCAGACAAACCAAUUUAUAUGACGGAAAAAAGUUUUGGUAUCGGCAAUGUACCUGCACCGCUCAAAGGAGUGCUCCUCGGCUCAUGGGAACGAGCAGAAAAUCUCACAGUUGAACUGAUUGAUAAUUUAAAUCACGGCGUAAGCGCCUAUGUUUACUGGAAUUUUAUUUUGAACAACAUGGGUGGACCGAACUAUGCAAAUAAUUUCAUCGACUCGCCCAUCAUUGUCAAUGAGGACUACACCGCUAUCUACAAGCAACCGAUGUUCUAUGCAUUCGCUCAUUUUAAAUUCAUUCCAGUUGGUUCUCGCAGAAUUACAGCGAGAAUUUCUGGUCUGGAUGCCGCAUCUAUACAUUCCGUUGCGUACUCGUGUCCUGACGGCUCGACUGCAAUAGUUUUGUACAACUUUAGUGCUACAAAGACCGUUACUUUGUCUGUGAGAGAUGGUAGUAAGGAAGUGAUCCGACUGUCGGUGAAACCGAAGUCUGUAAAUUCGUUGAUUUAUUGAAUGGAUGGCAAAGAGUGUCGUGCUUCUUUAUACUUGAGUGUCUGCCGAAUUUAUAUAUUCUGUUCUGAAGUGGAGUCAAAAAUAAAGAAUUGUU